UGCUGUUAACAUUAUGCUUUGCACUGCUAUGCUACCCGCUCUGUCGAGAUACUUGCUAGGUAGGAUGGACGCUUCUGCCAAGGACUUCCUCAUCGCAAAGGGCAGUAUAGUGCUGUUAGUGGCUGGCUGUUUCGGCCUGUUCCUCGCCGCCUCGGCAGCUGGCAUGAUCAUAAGCCUCGUUCUGUUUACCUUGGGUACAGGCUUACCCUGACGCACAUCCCGGAG
Messenger RNA from Microdochium trichocladiopsis, 225 nucleotides. RefSeq lists its product as uncharacterized. NCBI's taxonomy places the organism in Eukaryota, Fungi, Ascomycota, Sordariomycetes, Xylariales, Microdochiaceae. The record is from RefSeq and is a predicted model, not a curated record. The transcript has 2 exons. Bases 14 to 211 code for a protein of 65 amino acids.